CAAACGCCGCUCGUCUUCGCGCCGCGGGGUGGGUUGGGGGAAGCAGGCGCCCUCUUUUCCUUCGGCCAAAGGCUUUCCACGGGAGGGAGAGUCUCAAAUUUGCGUCUGUUGGCCGCCUAAAGGAAGCCCAAAGAAGUGGGCGGCGUCCCGGCGCCUUAGAACGGCUCGCCCUCCAAUCAGAAGCGCGCGCUCUCUUCGGACACACACCACACACACCUCUCCUCUCCGCGCGGACGACUCUGGCGGCUCCAGCGCAGAGGUUAGAAGCGGAGCGCGAGAGCCCGCAGAGCCGAAGGAGAGAGUUCGCCUUCCACCGCCGCCUCCCUUGAAACAAAGGCUUGGAGGGUUCGCUCAGCAAGACCCUCUGCCUCACUGCUCGGCCCUUUCCGAGGGCGAUCCUCAGUCCCUUUAAGGACGCCGCAAAGACCUUUGUUUCGUUUUGUUUCUGGGAUUCGGCACCGAAGGGCCAUGGGACAGAACUAUGGAUCGCCAUGCCGGGCGGCCGGGAGAUUUUAACUCGGACCUACCGACUGGAAGUAGACAGUGGGAUGAUAAUCCAACCUUGGGAAGGGAGUCUCUGUUGGCAGGGCCCAGACCACCCUGUACUAACAACAAAUAUCUAAUAACAAUGAAAUGGCAAAUAAAACAAUGUAAAAUCGCAACUUGGAUAAAGUUGGGAAUCGGGAGAGAAGCCAAGUGCCCUGUGCAAAAGCUGUGGUUUCAAGAGGAGAAUGGCGCACGUUGUGCGAAUGUGGCAAAAGGCAUUCAAGCAACACAUCUGGAAUACAGUCCUUAAGGUGAACAGAGCUGCCUGACUUUCAUUGCAUGGAUUUCACUUAAUUUGGCUUUGCAAAAGGCAGAGCUGGAAUGGGAAAUCACAGCAACAACCAUACCUGUGUGACGGACGAUUCCUUCAAGUACAACCUCUACGGAGCUGUCUACAGCGUGGUGUUCAUCCUCGGCUUGAUCACCAACUGUGCCUCUUUGUUCGUCUUCUGCUUCCGCAUCAACAUGAGGACUGAAACUACCAUUUUCAUGACCAACCUGGCAGUCUCCGACUUGCUGUUUGUAUUCACUCUCCCAUUCAAGAUCUUCUACAACGUCAACAGGCACUGGCCCUUUGGAGACCCUUUGUGCAAGAUCUCAGGGACGGCCUUCCUGACCAACAUCUACGGGAGUAUGCUGUUUCUCACUUGUAUUAGCGUCGACCGCUUCCUUGCAAUUGUAUACCCAUUCCGAUCUCGCACCAUUAGGACAAAACGCAAUUCAGCCAUUGUGUGUGUGUGUGUGUGGAUUCUGGUCCUCAGUGGAGGCAUCUCAGCAUCUUUGUUUUCCACCACCAACACUUAUAACACUAGUAUAACAUGCUUUGAAGGCUUUUCCAAAAGCAUAUGGAAGACCUACUUGUCCAAGAUUACAAUAUUUAUUGAAGUGGUUGGCUUCAUUAUUCCCCUGAUGCUGAACCUCACGUGUUCAUCGCUGGUCCUGAGGACUCUCCGGAAACCGGCCACCCUUUCCCAGAUUGGCACAAACAAGGAGAAAGUACUCAAGAUGAUUGUUGUGCACGUGGCCAUCUUUGUUGUGUGUUUUGUGCCCUACAACUCCAUCCUUUUCUUGUAUGCCCUUGUACGUUCUCAGGCCAUAGCAAAUUGCUCCUUGGAGAGGUUUGCGAGGACCUUCUACCCAAUCACGCUGUGCAUCGCCACCCUCAACUGUUGCUUUGACCCUUUCAUCUACUACUUCACAUCAGAGUCAUUCCAGAAAUCUUUUUAUAUCACCCCUCACUUCAAAACUGAUUCCCUUUUCAAAACCGAAACUCCUCUAACCAAGGUUGCCCUGCCGGUGGCACAGGAUGAAAUGAGCGACCAGGCUAUUACCAAUGGGGGAGAUCUGACUUCUGAAUCAAAUUUUUGAUGGCGGUAUUUGCACCACCAGGAGACUUCUGUCUGGGGGAAGGAUGCAGAACCAUGAGAGAUGGGAACCACAGGAAAUGUUUUAUUCGUGUGUGUAUAUACAUACACCCACACACAUAGUCAGCCGGCUGCUCUUUUGAAAACUCACCAUUGUAUCUUAACUCAAGUAACAUUGUCCUAUGCCUGUUUUGCUUUUGAAGCUAUGAAAUAAUAAAAUAUUUCACCCUGUC
Rhineura floridana is the source of this 2143-nucleotide messenger RNA. It is a transcript of the gene LPAR4, whose product is annotated as lysophosphatidic acid receptor 4. NCBI's taxonomy places the organism in Eukaryota, Metazoa, Chordata, Lepidosauria, Squamata, Rhineuridae. Bases 868 to 1914 code for a protein of 348 amino acids. The record is from RefSeq and is a predicted model, not a curated record. Gene Ontology annotation, biological process: positive regulation of Rho protein signal transduction; phospholipase C-activating G protein-coupled receptor signaling pathway. Gene Ontology annotation, molecular function: lysophosphatidic acid receptor activity. The transcript is spliced from 3 exons. Gene Ontology annotation, cellular component: membrane.